This is a messenger RNA of Penicillium brevicompactum, 807 nucleotides long. RefSeq names its product phosphomannomutase SEC53 (gene sec53). The record is from RefSeq and is a predicted model, not a curated record. The transcript has 5 exons. Gene Ontology annotation, molecular function: phosphomannomutase activity. Gene Ontology annotation, cellular component: cytosol. NCBI's taxonomy places the organism in Eukaryota, Fungi, Ascomycota, Eurotiomycetes, Eurotiales, Aspergillaceae. The coding region runs from base 1 to 807 and encodes 268 amino acids. Gene Ontology annotation, biological process: mannose metabolic process; protein N-linked glycosylation; GDP-mannose biosynthetic process.
AUGACUGAAGCUGCCAGCGUUUACCCAUCCUUGGUGGAUCGUCCCAUCAAGAACACUGUUGUCCUGUUCGAUGUUGACGAGACCCUCACACCCGCUAGACGACAUGCCUCCACUGAGAUGCUUGAGCUUCUCUCUCGCCUCCGCCACAAGACCGCCAUUGGAUUCGUCGGCGGCUCGAACCUCGUGAAGCAACAAGAACAGCUCGGCUCCCCUAACGUUGAUGUCACCUCCCUCUUUGAUUUCUGCUUCUCUGAGAACGGUCUCACUGCAUUCCGUCUCGGCAAAACCCUCGCCAGCAACAACUUCAUCCAAUGGCUUGGUGAAGACAAGUACCAGGCGCUGGUCGACUUUGUCCUCAAGUACAUUGCGAACACCAAGCUGCCCCGCAAGCGCGGUACUUUCGUCGAGUUCCGCAAUGGAAUGGUUAACAUCAGCCCUGUUGGCCGUGCUGCUAGCAUCGAGGAGCGUGACGAGUUCGAAGCUUUUGAUAAGAUCCACAAUGUCAGAAAGAACCUCGUGGAAUUGUUGAAGAAGGAAUUCCCCGACUAUGGUCUCACUUACUCCAUCGGUGGCCAGAUCUCCUUUGACGUCUUCCCCACCGGUUGGGACAAGACUUACUGCCUGCAGCACAUUGAAGCCGAGAAGGGUAUCACCGGCAUCGAAUACACGACUAUUCACUUCUUCGGUGAUAAGACUUUUGUCGGAGGCAACGAUUAUGAAAUCUACGAAGAUUCCCGAACCAUCGGACACUCCGUCGAUGGCCCCGAGGAUACCAUCAAGCAGCUGAAGGAGCUGUUCGACCUAUAG